GAGGGAAUGGCUUUAUUUCUUGGGGCAGGCAGGCAGCAAUUGCAUAAUUAGAACCUCCUUGGGCGCGUUGAGUGAGGGUGGAAACCCUGAAAAAAAGAAAGCAGAAACAAACAGGAGAUACUGGGGGUUGGGACUAGUGCCUGAGGACUGGGGACCUGGAUGAGACCCUUACAGGGGAGUAGGCCAUUAGGGAAAUGAGGAUUGUGAAUAUUUUUGUGGGAACGUUUCUUGCAGAACAUAAGUUAUUAGGAAACAUUAAAAAUGUGGCUAAGACAGCUAACAAGGACCAUUUGGUUACAGCCUAUAACCAUCUUUUUGAAAGUAAGCGUUUCAAGGGUACUGAAAGUAUAAGUAAAGUGUCUGAGCAGGUGAAAAAUGUGAAGCUUAAUGAAGAUAAACCCAAAGAAACCAAGUCUGAAGAGACUCUGGAUGAGGGUCCACCAAAAUAUGUAAAAUCUGUUCUUAAAAAAGGAGAUAAAACCAACUUUCCCAAAAAGGGAGAUGUUGUUCACUGCUGGUAUACAGGAACACUACAGGAUGGGACUGUUUUUGAUACUAAUAUUCAAACGAGUUCAAAGAAGAAGAAAAACGCCAAGCCUUUAAGUUUUAAGGUUGGAAUAGGCAAAGUUAUCAGAGGAUGGGAUGAAGCACUCUUGACCAUGAGUAAAGGAGAAAAGGCUCGACUAGAGAUUGAACCAGAAUGGGCUUAUGGAAAGAAAGGACAGCCUGAUGCCAAAAUUCCACCAAAUGCAAAACUCAUUUUUGAAGUGGAAUUAGUGGAUAUUGACUGAAAUAGCAAUGCUUCAGAUGUAAAGACAUCAGCAACAAUAAAACAUGGCCUUGAAGAAAUUUAUGUAACUAAUUAGAGCUGGUUACUAUUGUAACGGAAGAGUCAACUGGAAAAUUCAAGAAUGCAGAUACUGUUUACCCAAUCCGCAACUUUUAAUAUAUGUAAUCCAUUAUAAUUCCCUAAAGUUUGAAAUAUUUUACUACAGCUGUGUAAAAUAUUGGUUAAAGAGAACUGACUUUCCUUUUACCUCAUGUUGUAAACUGAAAGGCUCAAUAAAAUGUAUUCAGUGUCUUGA
Messenger RNA from Leopardus geoffroyi (Geoffroy's cat), 1085 nucleotides. RefSeq names its product FKBP prolyl isomerase 3 (gene FKBP3). Bases 195 to 791 code for a protein of 198 amino acids. The transcript is spliced from 7 exons. Gene Ontology annotation, molecular function: peptidyl-prolyl cis-trans isomerase activity. The record is from RefSeq and is a predicted model, not a curated record. NCBI's taxonomy places the organism in Eukaryota, Metazoa, Chordata, Mammalia, Carnivora, Felidae.